Molecule: messenger RNA, 1490 nt
Organism: Prorocentrum cordatum
Lineage: Eukaryota; Dinophyceae; Prorocentrales; Prorocentraceae
Source: the annotation of a GenBank genome assembly
GUCGAUCCAUGGGGUACCCGCUGCCUUCAGGAAUGCCCUGACUGUGGACCUCACAGGGAAGGUGGCGUUCAUCGCAGGGAUCGCCGACACCACCGGGUACGGAUGGGCGAUCGCGCGCGAGCUCGCGAACGCUGGCGCCACGAUCAUCAUCGGAACGUGGCCGCCAGUGCUCAAGAUCUUCGAGAGAGGCCUCAAGGCGAAAGGCAUCGAGGAGGCGAUGAAGCUCGACGACGGGUCUCAGAUGGAGAUCGCCAAGAUCUACCCGCUCGACGCCAUGUACGACUCUCCUGAAGACGUGCCCGAGGACGUCAAGACGAACAAGAGGUACGCCGGCCUGGACUUCACCAUCCAGGAGGCCGUCGAGGCCAUCAAGGCCGACUACGGCAAGGUGGACAUCCUGGUGCACUCCCUGGCCAACGGGCCCGAGGUGAAGAAACCGCUGCUGGAGACCAGCCGCAGCGGGUACCUGGCGGCCUCGUCCGCUUCGGCGUACUCGCUGGUGUCGAUGGUGUCCAAGUUCGGGCCCAUCAUGCCGCCCGGCGGCUCCGUGCUGUCGCUCUCCUACAUCGCCUCGGAGCGCGUCGUGCCGGGGUACGGUGGCGGUAUGAGCAGCGCCAAAGCCCAGCUGGAGUCGGACACGCGGACAUUGGCGUUCGAGGCGGGGCGCAAGUACCGCGUCCGCGUCAACACCAUCUCAGCAGGUCUUCACGCCCGAGACCGCGCGGUGCCUCGGCAUCCUGCGCGUGCCGAUCGAGCGCCUGGCCGAGAGGUACAGCUCAGGCGUCUUCCAGCAGUGGUUCAACCUGGACACCCGCACCGACCCCCGUGCCCCAGCGGGGGACCCGCAGCAGCUGGUCAGCAUGUUCGAGCAGGCUUACACCGAUGCCGUCCUCGACGUGUAUCAGCCCAAGAUUUGCAUUUCGGUCAUCGGCUCGGCUUUCGAGGUGCAGCGCAGCGGCCGGCAGACGUGCUCCAUCUUCGUCGGGGAGGACGUCAAGACGCAGGCGGGCCCGGACCUCAAGGCCCUGAUCGCCUCGCACAAGCAGCAGGCCGCGUACAUCGAUGCGUUGCACGAGGAGGUCAGACGACUGAACACACCGUCGUACCGUCCGAUGACGGGGGCUCCUCCGCAGCAGGCCCCCCAGCCCCGCAUCUCGACGGUCCACGUGACCGGCGUGGACCUGAACCGCGACGGGAUCCCGGACGGCCUCCAGGGGGUCAUGAGCGGGCCGCCCAUGAGCGUCAAGACCCUGGGGCCGCCCGGGGCGCCCAUGAGCAGUAUGGGCGGCAUGCCACCCGGGGGGCCCAUGCCCGUGGCGUCGAGCCUCGCGCCCAUGGGCCCGGGCUGACGCCGCCGGCGGCCGGUGCUCGGGCGGCCCCGAAGGGCCUCGGCGCGCUGCGCGAGCCCUGCGACGUCGGGAGCUGCGCGCGUGUGCACCGGAAACAGCCAAGAGGAUCGAGGAAGAGGAUCGAGUAGGAGGUUCGAGGAG